AUGGACGAGGCACAAAAUCAGCAAGGUAGAAAAAGGUUGCACUUCCGUGCAAUCAUAGGAGAUGCGAAAUCACUUAGCCUCUCAGUCCAGAGACGGAUCAUGCUAGAGGUUGCUUGUUGCCUCGCAAAUCUGUGGUCCUGCGACAAGCGCAGCACCACCAUGCUGCUAUACGCACCUCGAAGGAAGAACGAAAACAUCAUCGGGUGUGCAACGGAUGAACACAAUUUCAAGUCACGUACGAACUAUGAUUAUUUUCAGUACUGCAGUCUUUCUCUUUUCUCGUCGACAGACACAGAUAUCACCUUUUUAUGUUUGCGAAUUUUCACAAUUUUCCUUUUCCUAAUUUUCCGAUCUAAGGUGUCGAAAGUUUCUCUGUCUAUUGUUGCCUAUCUUCAUUGUUGA
Molecule: messenger RNA, 402 nt
Organism: Amoebophrya sp. A120
Lineage: Eukaryota; Dinophyceae; Syndiniales; Amoebophryaceae
Source: the annotation of a GenBank genome assembly